Messenger RNA from Fragaria vesca subsp. vesca, 660 nucleotides. RefSeq lists its product as uncharacterized. Bases 1 to 660 code for a protein of 219 amino acids. Lineage: Eukaryota; Viridiplantae; Streptophyta; Magnoliopsida; Rosales; Rosaceae. The record is from RefSeq and is a predicted model, not a curated record. The transcript has a single exon.
AUGGAAAAGCUUAACAAUGCGCCCAACAGGGAUAAAUACAGCAAAUUUUUGAAGGGAAUUCCCAGGCCUCUUUGGAAUUCUAGAGCGGAGUUAAAGUUGGAACUUGACAGAAUUUUUCAAGUUGAGAGAAAGUUGCCGGUGACGCUUAAAUUUGCUGAUGUGGUGACAAAUUACAUGAAGCAGGACAACGAUGACAUUUAUCUUGCGUCUAAAGACUGGCCCCGAAUCGCUAAGAGAUUUCUUGUAUCUCUUGGAAUGAGUACUGCUCAUGCUCCUGAUCAGUUUGAGAUUCAUGACCACAUGUUGAUACUUUCUGAGGCUUUUACUGGAUUCAACAACGUAUUACUGGGAGUGACGAGAGAGUUCACAAUAGUGCCUCUUGUUUUUAUUGAAGCUCAUGAUUGUGUUUAUAUAGGUGAACAUCUCAUGUAUGCUGAUAACAGUUUCCACUGCCUGAUGGACAAGCUGCCUAACACAAGUAUUGAUUCUAGUGUUUUGAGACACAUGAAUAUUGGACUAGAGCAUUCUCUUAUUGCCUUCAAAAUCACAUUACAGGGAAUAGCAAAGCUUUGUCGGAAGAUCGAUGAAGACUUGGUUUCUGAAUCAGAGACGGUAUCUCCUCGGCAUAAAUAUGGUGAAGGGUUGAGAGACAAAACAUAG